UUAGUUUCUUCCGGGCCUAUUCUCUCUCUCUCUUCCAAAGCUUCAAAAUUUGAGGAGCCCCAUCACUCUGCAAUCCUAACAAGUCUUUCGCAACCACGAUGAGUCUUGCCGAGUCUCCACUACACUCUUCUAGCAGUGAUGCCUUUGCUGGGUUGCUUGAGAGAGAACUGGAGUCCGGUUCUUCCGAGCCAUCACCAGAGGAAGAAGAUGAAGAAGAUAAAGAAGCUGAUGAUGUUGAAAGUGAGAGCAGGAUAAAAAGGCGUAAGGGAGAUAAUUUGGAAAGCGUAGAGGAAACUAAUGGGUCGACUUCCCAAGGACUUUCAGAACAAAAUUCAGAAGCAUCUGCAACGGAGGAUAUGUGUGCACAUCCUGGGUCAUUUGGAGAUAUGUGUUUUCUUUGUGGCCAGAGGUUGAUUGAGCAGUCUGGUGUGACAUUUGGGUACAUACACAAGGGAUUGAGGCUUAAUAAUGAUGAAAUCGACCGGUUACGCAACACAGACAUUAAGAAAUCGCUAAAUAAUAAGAAACUUUAUUUGGUACUGGAUCUUGAUCAUACACUGCUAAAUUCCACCCAGCUGAAUCAUAUGACGGCAGAAGAAAAAAAUUUGAUGAGCCCACCAGAUUCGCUGCCAGUAUGGUACUUUCAUAUGUGUUGAAAGGCAGCCUCUUCAGACUAGACUUUAUGUGUACGAUGACCAAGUUAAGGCCCUUCGUUAGGACAUCUUUGAAGGAAGCCAAUGAAAUGUCUGAAAUGUAUGCGUAUGCUAUGGGUGAUCGAGCCUAUGCAUUGGAAAUUGCUUGGUGCUAAAAAAGAUUACUUUGGCGAUAUAGUGAUAUCACGCGAGGAUGGCACCCAAAAACAUCAAAAGGGUCU
This is a messenger RNA of Rosa rugosa (rugosa rose), 874 nucleotides long. RefSeq names its product RNA polymerase II C-terminal domain phosphatase-like 4. Gene Ontology annotation, molecular function: RNA polymerase II CTD heptapeptide repeat phosphatase activity. NCBI's taxonomy places the organism in Eukaryota, Viridiplantae, Streptophyta, Magnoliopsida, Rosales, Rosaceae. The transcript has 6 exons. The record is from RefSeq and is a predicted model, not a curated record. Bases 99 to 656 code for a protein of 185 amino acids.